UCCGACUGCCACUAAAUGGCGCAACUCAAACACAAAGAAACCACGAUACUCUCUCUCUCUCUCUCUCUCUCUCUCUCCUCUGUCUGACCUCACAUUUUCCCGAGGCUUUUGCUGCAACGUUUUUCUUGUGCCCUAGAUUUGUUUCUUUCCACUAAAAUGCAAUAGAAUUUCAUUCAAAUUGUGUGAAAAUUCUGGCGUCGCCUCGUUUGUUGAUGAUCAUCUAAAGCGGACGAGGCCAUAUUUUGCACCUUUUGCUCUUUGAUAAUAUUUUUUCAACAUCAAGAUGGUUAAUUUUGGAAAAAGACUGACGGCAGAUCAGGUUCCUGACUGGAAAGGAUACUACAUCAACUACAAGUUAAUGAAGAAGAAAGUAAAGCAGUAUGUUCAACAGAAUCAAGUAAGUGGAAAGGAGCACUGCCAGAUUCACAAAGAGUUUUCAAGGAUGCUUGAUGAUCAGAUUGAAAAAGUUGUCCUUUUCCUGUUGGAACAAGAAGGAUAUCUAGCAAGCAGAAUUCGAGAAUUGGGAAAGUGGCGCACUGCUCUUAUGGAGCAGCCAGAGAUAUCACAGAUCUGUGAACUUCGAGAAGCAUAUAGAGCUGUGGGACAAGAUCUGUUGAAGCUUCUUAGGUUUGUUGAUAUGAAUGCUACUGGAAUUAGGAAAAUUUUGAAGAAGUUCGAUAAGCGAUUUGGGUUUGGAUUCACAGAUUACUAUGUGACAACUCGAUCAAAUCAUCCUUAUUCUCAGCUACAACAGGUUUUCAAGCAUGUGGGAGUUGGGGCAGUUGUAGGUGCCUUAUCUCGCAACCUUGCAGAUCUUCAAGAUCAUCAAGGAAGCUAUUUAUCAAUUUACGAUCAGCCAUCUGAUGCUCUGCAGGAUCCUGUCAUUGAUUCGAUUAAUGCAUCGAUUGACAGACUAACAAAUUCAACAAAUUUCCUUCAAUUUUUGGGACAACAUGCUCUUAUUAUGCAAGAAGAUGUACCUAGUUCAGCGGAGGAUCAAGUUGAUAGUGAAAGAUAUCACUUUAUGUCUCUUCUCUUGAACUUGGCAAACACAUUUCUAUACAUGGUCAACACAUACAUCAUUGUCCCAACUGCAGAUGAUUACUCAACGAGCCUUGGAGCUGCACCAACAGUUUGUGGUGUAAUUAUUGGGUCCAUGGCUGUUGCACAAGUUUUCUCUUCAGUUUAUUUCAGUGCAUGGUCAAAUAAGUCAUACUUCAAACCACUUUUAUUCAGCAGUAUUAUGCUCUUUCUAGGAAACACACUAUAUGCAGUGGCUUAUGAUUUUCGUUCAAUUACAGUUCUUCUUGUUGGCCGUCUUUUAUGUGGGUUGGGUUCUGCAAGAGCAGUUAAUCGUCGUUACAUCAGUGAUUGUGUGCCACUUAAGAUUCGGAUGCAGGCUUCUGCAGGUUUUGUUAGUGCCAGUGCUCUAGGGAUGGCUUGUGGUCCUGCUCUUGCUGGCUUGCUGCGGAUUAAUUUUAAGAUCUAUUCCCUCACAAUUAACCAAAAUACAUCACCAGGAUGGAUAAUGGCACUAGCUUGGCUCAUGUAUCUACUCUGGUGUUGGAGUUCAUUUAAAGAGCCAGCUCGUGACAUUGAAGAUGAUGUGCCUCAGCAUUCGGAUCCUGAAGCACAAAUGGAUAGGGAAGAAGUGGUAAAUGGUCUUACUCAACCUCUGCUUUUAAGUCCAAAGGAAUAUACUGAUGAAGAUGGAGAUAGAGAAUGUGAUGAUAGUGAAGAAGCUUCUGAAGACUCUUGCAGAGCUGCUAGUUCAAUUGCUUCAGCUUAUAGACUGCUUACACCGUCUGUAAAGGUCCAGCUUUUAAUUUAUUUCAUGCUCAAAUAUGCGAUGGAGAUUUUGCUUUCAGAAUCAAGUGUUGUCACCACACUAUAUUUUAAGUGGACUACUAGCUCAGUGGCUACUUUUCUUGCAAUCCUUGGGCUGACAGUUCUUCCAGUAAAUGCCAUUGUUGGAACCUAUAUUAGCAACAUGUUUGAAGACAGGGAAAUCCUGAUUGUGUCCGAAUUUGUGGUGUUAAUAGGCCUUAUCUUUAGCUUCCAUAUUACCAGAGAGUACUCUGUGCCCCAGUAUGUCUGCUCAGCCCUUAUCACAUUUGUGGCUGCUGAAGUUCUUGAAGGUGUCAACCUCUCUCUCCUAUCUCGAGUCAUGUCAUCGCGUCUUGCUCGUGGAACGUUCAAUGGAGGGCUUCUUUCCACUGAAGCUGGAACCCUGGCACGAGUGAUUGCUGACGGCACGAUAACAUUGGCUGGUUAUAUGGGGGGAGAUCAACUCCUCAAUGUCACCCUUCUUCCUGCUCUAUUGAUCUGUAUAGCUUCUAUUUCUGCAACCUUCUUCACAUAUAACAGUCUUUAUUGACAGAUAGAUGAUCUUUAUCCUAUUUUUUGGGAUUGUACAGUAGAUAGCAUAGCUUAUCGACAUACAUCUACUUAAAGAUCAUGUUUUCGAUUAUUAUCUCUGUUCUUAUGUGAUGGGGAUUAGGCACUAAAAUAUUUUUGCAAGAUGAAAGGGAAUGGUAUUUCAUCUUGUGGCAACCUGCA
Asparagus officinalis (garden asparagus) is the source of this 2559-nucleotide messenger RNA. Its product is annotated as SPX domain-containing membrane protein Os06g0129400-like. The coding region runs from base 284 to 2377 and encodes 697 amino acids. Gene Ontology annotation, biological process: transmembrane transport. NCBI's taxonomy places the organism in Eukaryota, Viridiplantae, Streptophyta, Magnoliopsida, Asparagales, Asparagaceae. The record is from RefSeq and is a predicted model, not a curated record. Gene Ontology annotation, molecular function: transmembrane transporter activity. Gene Ontology annotation, cellular component: membrane. The transcript is spliced from 11 exons.